AUGUCUGGCUCUCCUCGACCACCACUCCCAGGCGGUGGCAUUGCAGGCAACGGUGCUAACCAUUCGCCACAGUUGGGAAAGCGACCACCUGGGCGAUUGAACAACAAACCAGGUUUGAAUUUGGCGCAGCUUGGUCUUGCACCGAAACCUGAACAGACGCCGUUUGCUAACUUCUCCAAAUAUGUCGAUCCAUCUGGAAAGCUCAACUUUGCCGGAAAAGCGAUUAUUCAUGCCGACGGAGUGGAUUUCAGCAACGGUAGCAGCUUUACAAUCAAAAUGGACGACUUGAAGCUGCUGGAAGAGCUGGGCAAAGGGCAAUACGGCACGGUGCAAAAGGUCUACCAUCGCUUGACCAAUGUCGUUAUGGCCAUGAAGGAAAUUCGAUUGGAACUUGACGAGACCAAGUUACAUCAGAUUCUCAUGGAACUGGAUAUUCUCCACAAGAGCACGAGCGACUACAUUGUCGAAUUCUACGGUGCAUUCUUCAUCGAGUCAUGCGUCUACUACUGCAUGGAGUACAUGGAUGUGGGGUCAUUAGACAAGGUGUAUGGGGAUGGCGUGCCCGAGGAUGUUUUGGCGAAAAUUACAACCUCGAUGGUCAAGGGGUUAAAGUUCCUCAAGGAUGAACUUUCGAUCAUUCAUCGUGAUGUCAAGCCAACCAACGUACUCGUCAACAGCAAAGGACAGGUCAAAUUGUGUGACUUUGGCGUGUCAGGACAACUCGAUAGAUCAUUAGCCAAGACCAACAUUGGGUGCCAGAGCUACAUGGCUCCAGAACGUAUAAAGGCGGCCAACACAUACACGGUGUCAUCAGAUGUCUGGUCACUCGGCUUGUCACUAGUGGAGAUGGCAGGUGGUAAAUACCCGUACAAGUACGAUAACAUGUUUGCGCAGCUCAAGGCGAUCGUAGAUGAAGAGCCACCGACAUUGCCUGACCACUUCUCAGAUGAUGCACGAGACUUCAUUACUGCUUGUCUGCAUAAAGACGGCGACAAGCGACCCACAUAUGCACAGUUGCUCGAGCAUCCAUUUAUUGUAAAAUACCAAGACGUGGAAGUGGACAUGGCCAAAUGGGCAAACGAAGCUCGUGCCGCACGUUUGGCCAAUAAGAACAAGCAUUAG
Molecule: messenger RNA, 1122 nt
Organism: Zychaea mexicana
Lineage: Eukaryota; Fungi; Mucoromycota; Mucoromycetes; Mucorales; Lichtheimiaceae
Product: kinase-like domain-containing protein
Exons: 8
Coding region: 1-1122 (373 amino acids)
Biological process (GO): protein phosphorylation; MAPK cascade; cellular hyperosmotic response
Molecular function (GO): MAP kinase kinase activity; ATP binding
Source: RefSeq, a predicted model, not a curated record